CACCAACUGCUUUUUCUCUUGCUUUUCAGCUUCCAGCAAAGCGUGGUCCCGGUGCUGUCCCUUCGGUGGAAGAAUCUAAAUAAGCACAUUUUUAAACCCUUGGAAGGACAUUGAGAAGCAAAAAUGAGACCCAUGCGUAUUUUCGUCAACGACGACCGCCACGUGAUGGCCAAGCACUCGGCCGUUUACCCCACGCAGGAGGAGCUGGAGGCCGUUCAGAACAUGGUGUCCCACACGGAGAGAGCCCUCAAAGCCGUGUCCGACUGGAUCGACGAGCAGGAGAAAGUCAGCGGGGAGCAGCCCGAGACGGAGUCCAUGGAGAUGGCGGCCGAGGAGGAAAACAAGGAAGGAGGAGGGGAUCAGAAAGCCGCCGAGCAGUUGACCAGGACCCUGCGUGGGGUGAUGCGCGUGGGGCUGGUGGCCAAAGGCCUUUUGUUGAAGGGGGACUUGGAUCUGGAGCUGGUUCUUUUGUGCAAAGAUAAACCCACCUCGGAUCUCCUGGAGAAAGUCGCCGACAAUCUGGGAGUCCAGCUCGCUGCUAUAACUGAAGACAAAUACGAAAUAAUCCAGUCGGUGGGCGACGCCGCCAUCGUCAUCAAGAACACGAAAGAGCCGCCGCUGACGCUCACCAUCCACUUGACGUCGCCCGUGGUCAGAGAAGAAAUGGAAAAGCAGUUAGCUGGAGAAACGCUCUCAGUCACCGACUCCCCGGACGUUCUGGACAGGCAGAAAUGCCUUGCUGCCUUGGCGUCACUGCGACACGCCAAGUGGUUCCAGGCCAGGGCCAACGGGCUGAAGUCGUGCGUCAUCGUGAUCCGAGUGCUGCGAGAUCUCUGCACUCGGGUUCCCACUUGGGCACCGCUCAGAGGAUGGGUAAUUUUCCCCUUUUAU
Messenger RNA from Calidris pugnax (ruff), 891 nucleotides. RefSeq names its product interleukin enhancer-binding factor 3-like. The annotation marks the transcript as partial. The transcript has 6 exons. Gene Ontology annotation, molecular function: single-stranded RNA binding; double-stranded RNA binding. The record is from RefSeq and is a predicted model, not a curated record. Gene Ontology annotation, cellular component: precatalytic spliceosome. Lineage: Eukaryota; Metazoa; Chordata; Aves; Charadriiformes; Scolopacidae.